GCGCCUCUCGCCAUCAGAAUCCGUUCUUCUCGAGAAAACUUUUUAAUCUGGUCUAUCUGGCCCUCUGGUUUUGCAUGCCCGCUGGACACUCAACAGCCAAUCAGCCCGGCGCAAGGUCCAGAUAUUGUUCGUUGAUGUUUAGGGCUUGAAUCGGGCUCCAGACCGUCAACCUUCCAAACUCCAACUCUCCCCAGAGGGGGUAAGCGGGGAAAGGAAAACAAAAAAGGCCAUGACAGUCUGUGUGUCUCUCCCCGGCCACGCAGGCCAGGACGAGCUCGAGCUCUCUUCCUCCUAUAUCACUAAUGGCAGUCAGCUCGUCGGCGCAUCUUUGACCAGCCGUGAUGCAAUUCCCUGUCAUCCGCUCGGAGUGAAGCCGAGUGGCAAUGGUCUCACGGCCACAUGGGAUUUGCGGACAGCCAUCGGGACAUUCAACAUAUUGCCGGAUGAGAUACUCCUCAUGCUGCUGGAAUAUCUCGACAGCGCCAGUUUAUUGAACAUAGGUCGUACUUGUAAAGCCCUGUAUGCUUUCACCCGGUCUGAAGACCUGUGGAAGACGCUUUUUGUUCGGGCUUCUCCAAAGACGUUUUCUUGGCAAGGGACAUGGCGUGCCACUUAUCUAAACCUCACUCCGUCCCAAGUCCCAACAAUAGACUGCUCCCAGCUCUUUUCUGAUACCCUACAUCGCCCGUUUUAUUGUGCACAUAUCUCGCUGGAUCCGUAUGUGAAUAAUAUUCCAGCACGGAACCAGAUCACUCGACUCCCAGACUUAUCUCCUGAAGAAUUCCAGCAAUCAUGGACGAAUCGACCUUUCAUUCUAACUGAUCCAGUGAAACAGUGGCCCGUUUUCAAAGACUGGUCUACCGAGGCUCUACUGUCCAAAUAUGGAGACACGGAGUUUCGAGCAGAGGCCGUUGACUGGCCAUUCAAAACUUACGUUGACUAUAUGAAGAACAACGAGGAUGAAAGUCCACUAUAUCUCUUCGACCGCAGCUUCAUCUCCAAGAUGGGUCUGAAGGUCGGCCAGCCUGAUGUAGAGCCAGACGCAGCAUACUGGCCGCCACCGUGCUUUGGAGAGGAUUUCUUUUCAGUCCUGGGACGUGACCGUCCGGACAGUGCAUGGCUAAUCGUCGGACCUGAACGAUCAGGGAGCACGUUCCACAAGGACCCCAACGCCACCAGUGCAUGGAACGCCGUGAUCCGCGGUUCCAAAUAUUGGAUUAUGUUCCCCUCUUCGUCGACUUUGCCGCCUCCGCCAGGAGUCUAUGUCUCCGCAGACCAGAGCGAGGUGACAUCGCCACUGAGUAUCGCGGAGUGGCUCCUCGGUUUCCACGCUGAAGCCCGUCGAACUGCAGGCUGCAUCGAGGGAAUAUGUGGCGAAGGAGAAAUCCUCCACGUCCCUUCAGGCUGGUGGCAUCUGGUUGUCAACAUCGAACCUUCUAUCGCCAUCACACAGAACUUCAUCCCGCGCUCACACCUGAGCGCUGCUCUGGACUUCCUCAGUAACAAAGCAGACCAGGUGUCUGGGUUUAGAAAAGACGUGGAUGACCCCUACGGCCGUUUCGUGGCAAGGAUGAAGGAAGCGCAUCCGGAGCUAUUGGAGCGAGCGAUGCAGGACCUAGAGAAGGGGAAAGAGGGCAAGAAGAGGAAAUGGGAUGAGAUCGUCCACGGAAAGGUCGAUGAAGCUGAAGAGGGAGAAGCCGGUGGAUUCAGCUUUGGAUUUGGAGAUGAUGGAAGUGACGUAGAAGUUCCUUGAUUUAUAAAAAAGUAGACUAGAGCGAAUUUCUCGAUGAUGAUUAUCGAAAAUGUAUAACAGAGGUCCAAAUAGGACAACAUCAGAGCAAUUUAUGAAGGAAAUGAAAAUGAAACCGAAAUUCCCCUUCAACUCCUGUGCUUUCCAAGUACGAUGCCCCAAAGGGACGAGGCGGCAAAAACGCGAUAUACGGGACGAUACCUAAUGCUUGAGCACGAUCUUAAUCUCUGAGAUAUCGAAGACCAGGUCGAUGGUGAACGUAAUCCAACGAUGAUGUCGCCCAGCAUAC
This is a messenger RNA of Paecilomyces variotii, 2039 nucleotides long. RefSeq lists its product as hypothetical. Gene Ontology annotation, cellular component: nucleus. The record is from RefSeq and is a predicted model, not a curated record. Lineage: Eukaryota; Fungi; Ascomycota; Eurotiomycetes; Eurotiales; Thermoascaceae. The transcript has 3 exons. The coding region runs from base 230 to 1753 and encodes 507 amino acids. Gene Ontology annotation, molecular function: protein binding; cis-regulatory region sequence-specific DNA binding.